CGGCUGGCGGGAGAUACGAACGGCCGCUGGGGGCAAAGAUCCUGGCUGGGGGUUCGCCUCAUUGUGACGCGGCCGCUGCUUGUUACUGUUCACCGGGUCCGGCAGACGCUAGGGGUUCCCCUCAUUGUGACGCGGCCGCUGCUUGUUACUGUUCACCGGGUCCGGCAGACGCUAGGGGUUCCCCUCAUUGUGACGCGGCCGCUGCUUGUUCCGAGGCCGCCGGCGCUCCGGUUUUUGCUCAGGAUUGCAGGAUCUGGAUUACCCCCCUGCUAUGAUGUCAUCGGGUUCUGUAACGUCGCAGAGAAACUCCGGGUAAUCUGCGCGUCAUCGCGAACACGUCAGUGAGUGGUGACGCCAUCGGGUGGUGACGACACUUGCAGAGGUACCUGGGUGCAAUCACAGGAGGCCUUGGAGCAAACGAUGGCAUUACACGAAGACCAGAGGGCAUAGUUUUAAGGAAGUAUGCGUCUGAAUACAGAACAAGUUGCUUUAAUCGGACAAGUCUUUGAAUCAUAUGUUGUAGAAUUCCACAAAAAUGAUUUUGCCCAGAUUCUGCAGAAACCAGAUCAAAGUGCACAUUAUCCGAUUACGGUGAAUGCCAUCACACUGUUUGAAAUCAGCAUGGAGAUUGGCGAGUACUUGAGCGCAUUUCCGAACGAAUUAUUUCCAAUAUUUGACAAUGCAUUACACAGAGCUGCCACGGCAAUUCUGCAAUCUUUUGCAGAGCCGCAUGAAUUGGUCAUGAAACAAAACCUUCACACAAGAAUUUCAGGAUUGCCGCUUUGUCCUGAGUUGACGAGGGAUCGUAUUCCAAAGACUAGGGAUGUGGGCCAUUUUCUUUCAAUUGUUGGCACGGUAAUCCGCACAGGAAUGGUGAAGGUGCUGGAAUUUGAGCAUGAGUACAUGUGUAACAAAUGCAGGCAUGUUUUCACUGUAACCGCAGACUUUGAGCAGCAUUAUACCUUCUGUCGCCCCACAUCCUGCCCUAAUCCAGAAGGUUGUAACGCCAUCAAAUUUUCAUGUCUUUCUGGCGCCUCAUCUUCUCGUUCAAGUUGUAGAGACUAUCAAGAAAUCAAAAUUCAAGAACAGGUUCAGAGGCUAUCUGUGGGAAGUAUACCUCGAUCGUUGUUGGUUGUACUAGAAGAUGAUCUGGUGGACACCUGCAAAUCGGGUGAUGAUGUUACUCUUUAUGGUGUGGUCAUGCAAAGGUGGAAACCUUUUACUCAAGAUACCCGUUGUGAUCUAGAACUUGUCCUGAAAGCCAAUAAUCUCGAAGUGAACAAUGAACAGCCAUCUGGAGUUGUUAUUGAUGAGGUUAUCCAAAAAGAAUUUAAAGAAUUCUGGGAGAGUUACAAGGCUGAUCCUCUAGCAGGAAGGAAUGAAAUUCUGGCCAGCCUUUGUCCACAAGUAUUUGGAAUGUAUGUGGUUAAACUAGCAGUCGCCAUGGUCUUAGCAGGUGGAGUGCAAAGAAUUGAUGAAGCUGGGACCAAAGUUAGAGGAGAGCCCCAUCUCUUGCUGGUAGGGGAUCCCGGUACUGGAAAAUCUCAAUUUCUCAAAUAUGCAGCAAAAAUUGUACCUCGGUCAGUCUUGACAGCAGGAAUUGGAUCAACGAGUGCGGGUCUGACUGUGACUGCUGUAAAGGACUCCGGGGAGUGGAAUUUGGAGGCAGGAGCUCUUGUUCUGGCAGAUGGAGGUCUUUGUUGCAUUGAUGAGUUUAACAGCAUGAAAGAACAUGAUAAAUGUAGCAUCCAUGAGGCUAUGGAGCAGCAGACUAUAAGUGUGGCAAAGGCAGGACUAGUGUGCAAGCUGAACACUAGGACCACUGUACUGGCAGCUACUAAUCCAAAAGGCCAGUAUGAUCCCAAUGAAUCUAUCACUGUAAAUACAGCUCUUGCUAGCCCAUUGCUGAGCAGAUUUGACCUUGUUUUGGUGCUCCUGGAUACCAAAAAUGAAGAAUGGGACAAAGUAAUUGCUUCAUUUAUUCUGGAAAACAAAGCGUGUCCAACUGUCUCUAACAAUUUGUGGAGCAUGGAGAAGAUGAAAACCUACUUCUGUCUCAUCAAGACAUUUCAACCUAAGAUUUCCGAAGAAGCAAAUAAAAUCCUUGUGAAAUAUUACCAAGUGCAACGUCAAAGUGGGUUCAGAAAUGCAGCAAGAACCACAAUACGUAUGCUUGAGAGCUUGGUACGUUUAGCUGAAGCUCAUGCAAGACUAAUGUUUAGGGAUAAAGUAACUGUUGAAGAUGCCAUCACAGUGAUCUCUGUAAUGGAGUCAUCCAUGCAGGGAGGUGCUCUUCUCGGUGGUGUGAACGCAUUGCACACGUCCUUUCCAGCAAACACAAUUGAGCAAUACAAAAUGCAGUGUGAAUUGAUGUUGGAAAGACUGGGCCUAAAUGAUCUUCUCCAUCAAGAACUGCAGAGACUUGACAGCAUUCAGAAUGGAGACGAACAGCAUCCACCAAAUGGAUGUACAAACUCAAGUGACAGAUGUGAUGCAUUUUCUGAAGCUGCUCCCGAUUCAAGAACUGAUGGACUGAAUCCCAUUGCUCAGGAUGUUGAUCAAACAGAUGGUGAUCUCACCUGGUUUGAUGACUUUCAAAGCAAAACUCAUGAAAAGGGGCCAGAAAGAGAGGGGAAUGUAACAGCUGAAUCCUGCAUACUCAAACUAACAUCAGGGAAUUCUUAUCAGCAUUUGUUUUCUAAAUUAAAUACCAGUCCCCAGCCAAUAAAAAGUACAGAGCAAGUUGCAACAACAAGUAAUUCCAGCAAUAUUUCACCACCUAUAGGUUUGUGUGGUGCAAAUAACAUGAAGUCUGCUGGUUUAGCCAUUGAGAAUUCAGAAGCUGAAAGAAGAACUGGCACGGAUCACAUGAAAAGACAGACAAAUGUUGAAAUCCAUGCUUCCUCAAACACAUCGAAUUCUGCUGUCACUGUUCGGGUGUCCAAAAAGCUACACGCUUCCCGGGUUUCACAGAGCGGAAUGUUGUUCAAAAGUAAAGAAGCUUUUAACGAUAGUAAUUUAUCUGAAUCAAGUGAACCCAGUGCACUUCUGAAUCUGGAUGACUCCAGCUCAUCUGGUGGUACUUCAGGCCAAUGUACUUCACCUGGGCUCCAAGCUGAAGCAAAUAAGAAAAUAAAACCACCAGGAACAAAGCAUACUUUAAAGGCUAGUGAUGCCUUUCCUCUCCAGCCUGAAACUAGUGGGGAUUCUAACAUCCUAUUGACCAAACUAAAGACAUUUGUAUUCAAGUCAAAGCAAAAACUAAGCCAUUCAACUGCAGCUAAAUCUACUUCCGAACCCUCUGCCCCGUUCUCUGAUCAUACAGAAUUGAAUAACGAAUUGACACAUGCUUUUGAGCAGCCAUCCCAAGCCAGUAACCAGACAGAAAUUCCCCGAAUAUUACAAAGCUGCGCCUCUAACAGUAAUCUCUUGCAUAAAAAAGCAAGCAAAGGAACAUUGGUUGCUAAUUGCAGCGGUACAGAACCAUCACUUGAUCUGCAGAAGAGUCUCAGUAACAAACACACGGGGAAGAUGCAAAAGGUGGCACUGGAUAAAUCAAAACCUCCAAUUCCUACAGAACUGAUAACAGAGCAAGAGGGCAGUGGAAGUUCAGCUUUGACGGGCCAGGUGAAGGUGUCCUCCAGUACUUUAGCAAAGCUUGCUUGUUUCUCUUUCAGUCCAUCCCCUGACAAGAAAAGUGAAAAGAUUACAGAUCAAAGGGAAGUAUCGGUUGCGAAGCAGAAAAGUAUGGUACAAAAUAAUGCUACUGAGUCUGGGAUGCUGUCCAGAAAAAGGAAGACCUUUGGAUUUCCAUCAACUAGCACCACAGCAGCGACAAUGGGUAGAUAUCUCUUCUCUGCUGAUGAAUUGGAAGAUGAUUGUAUUCUGGAUUUUGACUGGAAUGAAGAAAGAAAAAAACCCAAAACUUAAUUGUGCAGGCUCACCUGCGUAGCUUUUUAAAAAUAAAAGUUUUGUACUUUGUGAUAAACCUAUGCACCGAUUUAAACAGAGCUUACAUGCAAAACAUUUUUUAAAUUGCUGGCUUUAAAAUAGUCGAUUCGAUGAUAAAGUAUUAGCUGUGAUGUAAGGAGAGACUAAUAAAAGAAAAUGUCACAAUUUGUCCUUGACAAAUGAGAAUACUGGAUGUGUUAUGUG
Molecule: messenger RNA, 4155 nt
Organism: Amblyraja radiata (thorny skate)
Lineage: Eukaryota; Metazoa; Chordata; Chondrichthyes; Rajiformes; Rajidae
Gene: mcm9
Product: minichromosome maintenance 9 homologous recombination repair factor
Exons: 13
Coding region: 463-3930 (1155 amino acids)
Biological process (GO): double-strand break repair via homologous recombination
Cellular component (GO): MCM complex; nucleus
Molecular function (GO): single-stranded DNA binding; ATP hydrolysis activity; ATP binding
Source: RefSeq, a predicted model, not a curated record